Molecule: messenger RNA, 2225 nt
Organism: Hyla sarda
Lineage: Eukaryota; Metazoa; Chordata; Amphibia; Anura; Hylidae
Product: TATA box-binding protein-associated factor, RNA polymerase I, subunit C-like
Exons: 9
Coding region: 203-2047 (614 amino acids)
Biological process (GO): transcription by RNA polymerase I
Cellular component (GO): fibrillar center
Molecular function (GO): RNA polymerase I core promoter sequence-specific DNA binding
Source: RefSeq, a predicted model, not a curated record
GGACAUUACAGGGCAGUCCAGCUGUGUAUGAGCUGCAGGAGCGGAUCCAGCAAGUGAGCGCAGGACAGCACGAGCAGACUCUGGUCGGGGUUCGCUCCUCUUUUCAUUUAUCCUCCUGGAGAUUCUCCCCUCAGGAUCCCCCCAAACCUCUGAGUAUCCUGAAGACGAGGACCCCAGCACCUGCAUCAGCACCAGUCCCCACAUGGAGGCGGAGUUCUCUGUGUGCACGCGGAGCGGUUCUCUGUACCUGUGGGACGUGGAGAGUGGGUUACAGCGCGUGCGGCAGGAUGCAGAGAACCUGAUAUUCCGUGAUGACUCUGGGUGGUGGUGGAGCGACUUCACAUCUCACCCUCGGGUGCUGACCUUCGCGGACAGGACGGGGGUGCAGCUGGUGGACAUCAGGGUUCCCAAUUCAGAGGGACGGGACCUUUUCCGCAUUGGGCAGGAGAGUAAAUAUCAGUGCGGAGAACGAGUGAUGAUAACACGGAGCCUGCGGGAGACCGAUCCGGCGCACUGCCUGGUGACCACUCAGUUCUCUCUAUACAUCAUGGAUGAGCGCUUUCCUUUGGUGCCCGUGACUAAAUGGGAUCACAUGCUGGAGGAACCUCCCACGUAUGUCUGCGCCAUUCCUGGAGACACCAUUGACCGCCCCAACAACAAGAUCCUGCUCGGCACUCAGCACAGUCAGGAGACGCUCAUGGUGCAAUACUCGGGUGGUGGCUCCAGCUCCUGUCGACUGCACUUACCGGCUCUAUAUCUGCCACGGCUUUGCAAGUCUCUGGAUCAUCUGGCUCCGCUGCUGCCUCAUCACCAGGACACAGUGCUCCCGAGGCUGCAGUCCCCGCUGGCCGGUUUGGCGUCUGCUUCCUUGGGAUCGGACAGAGAUCUCUUGCUGGUUUUCCAGUUGACUGCCGCCGGUGAUCUUUUCAUCCAGAGACUCUUACAGAAGGCGGCCAACACACCAGAUGACAUUACAGUACAGUCCCCUGUGUCUGACUCCGCCCCUGAGGAGCCAGUUGCUAGCACCUCCCACCAGUCAGCCCCUGAGGAUGAGGCUGUAAGCUGCAGUGCUAUGUCUAGUCACCUGGUUUCUCCCGGCACUUUCCCCUCACCCCUGCGGUCUAAUAGUAGCUUCUGCAGGUGGCUCCAUGAUUUGUACAGAGCCCGCCCCCAAGGAGGGCCUGCCCCCCGCCCACGAUGCUCACUACAACAACGUUCCCUUUCAGAGAAGAUGAGGGACAACACCCCAGAAGUGUCCAGACUGAGGGAGCAUCUACGGCAGACUAUGAGGAGGGGAGUGCUCGUCCCCCCAGAGGCCACAUCCCCCAGGUUAGAGGCCGUCCAUACAGAUGGCUGGAAGGAUCCACUGAGCGAGCGUCUGACAGCGUCCUGGGAGGGGGCACUGGGGCUGUGGUGGGAGGAUCUACUGGGGACAAACAAGGAGAAGAAGAUCCGGGCGCUGAGAGAAAAACGACUAAGACUGAAACGGGCCCGGACCCGAAGCGCGCUGUCCGGGAGCUUCACCUCAAUCGCCUCCGAACCUUAUGAGAGAGAGGCCGCCUCUCCGUGGUCAGGGGACAGUGCCCCAGGGUUAGACUCAUCUGCUGACCUCAUAGCAGUGCCCUCCACCAGUGAGGACCCUGCAGGAGACUCCUCAGCCAUCACAGUCCUCUCCUCACAGUCUCUACAGGUCAAAGGAAUCCCGCACGAGAAGAGACUGGUGCUGCGAGAGUUCCUCUCCUCCACUGUGACCGCUCCCGCACCUCUGCCCACGGCCUCCCAGCCACACUCUCAGUCCCAGCCACACUCCCAGUCCCAGCCACACUCCCAGUCCCAGCCACACUCUCAGUCCCAGGCUGUGUCCCAGCCACACGCUCAGUUGGAGCCAUUCCCCCAGUCACUCUUCCAGCCACUCUCUGAAUCGCAGUCACUCUUCCAGUCCCAGCCCCUCUCUCAGUCCCAGCCCCUCUCUCAGUCGCAGUCACUUUCCCAAUCUCGGUCCUUGCAGUCUCAGGCCUCGAGGAAGAGAUUUCGGAUGGGAUUUUAAGGAAGUGCGCCUGUCCACACCACACUAUGAUGCACAUUAUGACUGCAGCUCUGGAUGUGACUGGAGCACUAGACCGUGCAGCCGCUCACACAUUUCUGUAUACAUAAAGCUUGUAUAAAGAAGAGCUCUAACAUCAGCUGAUUUGUUUGGGAGCCCUAAAAAUAAAGAAGAAAUACAA